GGGAAAUUUCCACUCAAAUCUUAAAGUGAAGUCUGAAAAAAUUUCAUUUGAAGUAAGUGUCUGAAAGCGUAUAGUAUAGGAAAGUUUUUAGCUUUUGUUUGAAAAGAUGAAAAGAUUGACGGAAAUAAUUGUGCUUCUGAUACUGGCCGUUUUCCAGGUUAAACCCAGUGAUGCUGCUUCUGAUGACCUACGUACUGCAUUCAGUUUUGCCAAGAACUUGGAAACUGCUUAUCAACAAGCAAAAUCUCGAUCAUUGCCCAUUAUGCUCAUUACCCAUAAGUCAACUUGUCCAGCAUGUAUAAGACUUCGACCAAAAUUAACUGGAAGUAAUGAAGUGAUAACUCUGAGCCACAAUUUCAUCAUGGUAAAUAAUGGUGAUAGAGAAGAUGCCAAAGCUGAAGCGGUUCGACCUGAUGGUGGUAACUACUAUCCGAGGAUCAUAUUUUUCGAUAAGUUUGGCAAUGUUCUUGGCGAUAUAAUUAAUGCCAGCCAACCGAAGUACAAAUAUUAUUUCUCUACUGAAGCUCAAGUCGUUGCCGCAAUGAAGGAAGCCAUUGACAUCAAUAAAAGAAUUUGAGCAGAUGUUUGGUUUCAUACUGAAGAAUGUGCUAUAAUUAAAUU
Bradysia coprophila is the source of this 621-nucleotide messenger RNA. Its product is annotated as thioredoxin domain-containing protein 12-like. NCBI's taxonomy places the organism in Eukaryota, Metazoa, Arthropoda, Insecta, Diptera, Sciaridae. The record is from RefSeq and is a predicted model, not a curated record.